UUUGUCUGUAUCCCAAUUUUGAGUCAGACUGGUUCUAUUUCCAGUCAAACACCGGCAUCUCCACAUCAUUAGCUUAAAAUUGAAAUCAUGGAUUGGGGUGGGGUCUCUUCCCUUCAAAACUGAACAAUCAAUUAAGAGUUUUGCACGCCGAGUUAGAUUUUUGUUGGGUGCGAGAGUGGAGGAACAUGAAGAAAAAGGUGUAAUUGGAAUCAGGAUCUAAAGUAUUUGGACGAAAACGAAUGACUCAAUCCACCUCUUAGUUCUGGUAUUUCUAUUUAGGGUUGGCUUGAAACCUGGCUGCAGGGAUUCAGUGGUUACCUGGUGUACUUAUUUGGAGUGGAGUUUUCUUUUGAAAGUUGGAAAUGUGAAUACUUGUUCAGGCAUAUAUUAGGACGCAUUCUCUCCCACCCCCGUCCCUCCCCUUAGUCCAACGGGGCGGAGGUCCUUCUCGGAUUCUCGGCGCCCGAAAAUCCCGAAGGCCCGUAGUUGCCAUGUGGUGCCCACGUUGCUGCCUGUCUGCAGUGCGGUUGAACGCUGCGAGGAUGAGCGGCGCCGCUUCGGUUGUCGGCGGGAGCGACAAGCGCAAGAAGAUCGAGGAAGAGGAGGAGGAGGAGUCGGCACUCGGGCUUCAGGGUCACGGUCAACCGCCGACUAAAAAGCUGAGAAACAAGAAAGGCAAGGGCGACCGCUACGUGCCCCCUCCCGGGAAGAAGAAUCUGGGCAUCAGCUUCGGGCAUCAGCAUUUCAACGAGACCCAGUAUUACUUUGAGAAUGGAUUGAGGAAGGUCUUUCCAUACUACUUUGAUUUCCAGACAUACUGUAAAGGCCGCUGGGUUGGAAAGACACUGCGGGAAGUGUUCAGCUCUGAGUUCCGCAUUGAACCAAUCGAGUAUUACAGCCAGGCUGCUAAAGCUGGCCGAAUCCGUCUUAAUGAGGAAACUGCAGACCUUAAUACAGUCCUAAAGAACAAUGAUUUCAUGAGGAACACAGUGCACAGGCAUGAGCCUCCUGUUACUGAUCAGCCAUUAACGAUACUGACCCAGAACCAGGAAGUCGUGGUGGUGGAUAAACCGGCUUCCAUUCCUGUGCACCCCUGUGGCCGGUUCCGACAUAACACUGUCAUCUUUAUACUGGGAAAAGAGCAUGGCCUGACAGAGCUGCACACUAUUCACCGUCUGGACAGGCUCGCCUCUGGGGUCCUCAUGUUCGCCAAGACAGUCGAGGUCUCGAAGAAAAUGGACCAGCAAGUCCGAGAGAGACAGGUGGAGAAGGAAUAUGUGUGUCGAGUGCAGGGCGAGUUUCCAGAUGGUGAAAUUACCUGCGAGGAACCCAUCCUCACCAUCUCCUACAAGGUCGGUGUGUGCCGAGUGCACCCCAAGGGGAAACCGUGCAAGACCGUUUUCCAGAAACUGAGCUAUAACGGCGUGUCCAGUGUAGUGCACUGCUCCCCUUACACUGGACGCACCCACCAGAUCCGGGUCCACCUCCAGUACCUGGGUCAUCCCAUUGUGAAUGAUCCCGUCUAUAAUACCGAGGCCUGGGGACCUAAUAGGGGCAGAGGGGGAACACUAGACAAAACGGACGAUGAGCUGCUGAAGACGUUGGUGGACGAUCACCGGUUGAAAGAGAGCCUAGAUCUCUUGGAAGUGGAUCACCAUUGCACUGGUGAGGAUGACCACAAAGGGAGCACCAACUUCACGCCACCCCACGUGGACGAAACUGAGCCUUCUGCAGACAAGAAGAGCAACGGGGCUGAGGAGGGAACGGGGAAGGCUAGCGACGACAACUCUUUGGAGCCCACAGCCAGUGAGCGCGAAGUGAAGCCUGUGCCUGUGAAGGACAAUCUGUGCGGCGAGUGCAAGCUGCUGAGGAAGGACCCAUCUGCGAAAGACCUGAUCAUGUAUCUGCAUGCCCUGAAGUACAAGGGAUUGGACUGGGAGUACAGCUCACCACUGCCCAACUGGGCUACAGCUGACUGGCAAGAGGACUGAGGUACACACCACAAGCACAGUGUGUGUGUAAAACCUUCCCAGGCCUGAACAUUCAGUAACUGGGGUAGAUGUCUGGGGGAGAGAAGGAAAUGGCACCUCAUAUUAAUGCAGGGGUAUCUGAAAGGUACAGUUGUUUCCUGAGAGAGAGAGACCACCAGGCUGUAUAUUUAUGACUGUGCAACUGAAGUUAGACAUGCAAACACUGUCUGCUCUCAGUCUGAGUGACAUUUUAUGGAUCAGAUGAUUCCCUUCCUCUGAGAUGCCACUGGGAUACUGCACUUUCCUUUUGUACAUGAAUAAAAGUUUAAAUCACGGUUUAAAACAG
Chiloscyllium plagiosum (whitespotted bambooshark) is the source of this 2316-nucleotide messenger RNA. It is a transcript of the gene rpusd2, whose product is annotated as RNA pseudouridine synthase domain containing 2. The record is from RefSeq and is a predicted model, not a curated record. Gene Ontology annotation, molecular function: RNA binding; pseudouridine synthase activity. NCBI's taxonomy places the organism in Eukaryota, Metazoa, Chordata, Chondrichthyes, Orectolobiformes, Hemiscylliidae. Gene Ontology annotation, biological process: enzyme-directed rRNA pseudouridine synthesis.